Messenger RNA from Branchiostoma belcheri (Belcher's lancelet), 2789 nucleotides. RefSeq lists its product as uncharacterized. Gene Ontology annotation, molecular function: caspase binding; death receptor binding. Lineage: Eukaryota; Metazoa; Chordata; Leptocardii; Amphioxiformes; Branchiostomatidae. Gene Ontology annotation, cellular component: CD95 death-inducing signaling complex; cytoplasm. Gene Ontology annotation, biological process: positive regulation of extrinsic apoptotic signaling pathway; TRAIL-activated apoptotic signaling pathway. The record is from RefSeq and is a predicted model, not a curated record. Bases 57 to 2789 code for a protein of 910 amino acids. The transcript has 8 exons.
CAAAUUUAUAUAGUGAAACUUAACGAGGCAGGUGAGUCCGCCAUAUUAGGCUGAAAAUGACAACGCCUCGUCACGAUCUGUUUCUGCGGAUCAAGCAGCACCUCAAAGACGAAGAAAGCAAUGACCUCCGCACCUACAUAGAGAGCGAAGAACUUUUGCCAGCUGGAGAGAUCCAACACUUGAAUCCUCAACAGAUUUUGAGGAAACUGGAACAAAAGCUGAAGUUACCGAAGGGAGACCUCUCUCUACUUGUUGACCUGAUGACAAAGAUCGGCAGGGUCGACUUUGCGGAGGAGGCGGAGAAGAUUGCUGAACAAGAGAGGGGAGUACAGUCCUCCAGUAGUCAGCUGAAGAGGAAGAAGGAGAACGGAGAUCAGCCUCCUGUGAAGAGAAAAGUUCAACUUAGGGAGGGAUCAGCAAUGGAAGAUGUUAGAAAGUACUUCAUUUUCAUCAAGAAAAAGGUCAGCUCAGAUUGGGAGGACCUGGCCUUCUUUCUUGGGUUUCAGCAAGCAGCUAUCAACAACAUCGCAGGCAGGAACCCAGAUGACAAUUCUCGCUGUAUGGACCUGUUGGAGGAAUGGCUCAAGCAGAAUGGAGAGAGAGCCACUAUAGAGGUCCUGAUGAAAGCUCUGUCUGAGGCAGAGCUACAGAGUACUGUGGAUGAACUGAAGAAAAAAUAUCCAGAACUGCACUGUUCAGAUCCAGUCCUUCCUGUGCAACUACAGCUGGGCCUGGCACCACAAACAUCUGAACAAAUCAAAGCAAGCCUCUGGAAACUGGCGCAGGAGCUGUUUACUGCAGAGGUGUUAAUGGAUGACGAUCGCCGCAGGAAAGCAGAACAGGUCUUGCUGUCAUACAAGGCUUUUCUAACAGGUCUCCUUAGUGGAUCUGUCAUCCUCCUCCUGACGUUCCUGCGCCAGACUGAUGUGGACAGGUUCUACCACAACCACUACAGGGUGGGGGAGGGAACCCUGUCUCAACAACUCUCACACAUCCUCAUCUCAGACGACCUACAGGACAAGGUCAAGGGCGCCCAGCUGAUUGUGAGGCUCCAGGUGAAGCAUGAAGACUAUGUGCGAGUACGAGACCGACUGGGGCAAGGACUGGACCGUACCACUUCUGUGGACAACCUGCUGGCCCUGCCACCCUCCAGCAGGCAUGUGGACCAUUCCAGCCUGAGAGGCCUAGACUUGGCUGUGGUGAGUACAGACAGGACUGAAGAUGUCCCAGCACUGAACUUCACAGCCAAACAGGUACAGACAGCCAUGCACACAAGUAAGGAGAAAUCACAACAACAACUUGAGACGAUGCAGGGGCAGGUGGAGACAGGUAGGAUUGGAGUAGAUGCCAUGAUGAGGGAGGUAAAGAUGCUGAGAGAGAAAAAUGAGAAAGCAGAGAAAAUCCUCCUGGAACAAAAGGCAGAAAUGAAUGAGGAAAUCCAGCAGCUUCAGGAGUCCAACAAGAGCCUGGAGGUCAGAAUAGAGGAGCUGCUGACUGCCAAGCAACCAGUGGCUAGUGGAAGUCAGCAGAAAGAUCCAGGGAAGGAGAAAUCACAACAACAAGUCAGGCAUUUGGAAGAUCAGCUGCAGACAAUGAGGGAACAGAUGCACACAGCCAGAGAACAGACUGAUGACAUGGUGCGCAGGCUGACCAAUGAGACUGCCAGGCUAAAAGAGAAAGACGUGGAGGUACAGAAAAUCCUUAUGGAAGAAAAGGAGGAAAACAAGAGGUUAAGUGAGGCCAACAAGAGCAUGGCAGAUACAAUAGAGGCACUGAUGUAUGCUUUACACACAGCAAAGCCAAAGGCUGGUGAUCAGGGGAAGGAUCCAGGGAAAGAGGAAGACCCAGGGAAGGACCCAGGGAAGGACCUAGGGAAAGAGGAAGACCCAGGGAAGGACCCAAGGAAAGAGGAAGACCCAGGGAAGGACCCAGGGAAAGAGGAAGACCUAGGGAAGGACCCUAGGAAAGAGGAAGACCCAGGGAAGGACCUAAGGAAAGAGGAAGACCCAGGGAAGGACCCAAGGAAAGAGGAAGACCCAGGGAAGGGCCCAGGGAAAGAGGAAGACCCAGGGAAGGACCCUAGGAAAGAGGAAGACCCAGGGAAGGAUCCAAUGAAAGAGGAAGACCCAGGGAAGGACUCAGGGAAAGAGGAAGACCCAGGGAAGGAUCCAGUGAAAGAGGAAGACCCAGGGAAGGACCCAGGGAAAGAGGAAGACACAGGAAAGGACCCAGGGAAAGAGGAAGACACAGGGAAUGACCCAAGGAAAGAGGAAGACCCAGGGAAGGAUCCAGGGAAAGAGGAAGACCCAGGGAAGGACCCAGGGAAGGAGGAAGACCCAGGGAAGGACCCAGGGAAGAACCCAGGGAAGAACCCAGGGAAAGAGGAAGACCCAGGGAAGGACCUAGGGAAGAUGGAAGACCCAGGAAAGGACCCUAGGAAAGAAGAACACCUAGGGAAGGACCCAGGGAAAGAUUUUUUGGGUUGUGAGGAGAUGGACCUGGACACGUUCUACAUGGCUGUGGAGGAAGGUGACGUGCAGACGUUGAGGAGGGGGCUGGACGCUGGGGUGGACCUCAGGGUCAAGAGAUACUGGCAGGGCUCGGGUCACCAGACGUCCCUGCAUGUGGCCAGCAGGCACGGGCAGACUGAAGUGGCGGCAUUGCUGAUCAAACACGGUGCCGACCUGGAGGCGAGGGACAAGGUAAGUAGAAAUAACUCAGUCCUGACUUCUCCGGACCUGAACCUUGACAGUGUGACUCGUGGUUCCCUUGUCAUGUCUCCAUUCUGA